AUUGGAUUGGUUAUUGAAAGUUCUAGAAAUUGACGCAGAAAUCUGAUUGGUAGAUUUAAAACUCAACGAUAUGUAGUGUUUCAAGUUUCAGUCUUAGUCUAUUUUGCGGUGGAAAAUUAUUUUGUGAGAUUUCGCAUAAGAUGAUAAAAGUGACGAUAUAACAUUAAAAACAUAUUUUAUAAGUAUAUAUUUAUAAAUAUAGUGUUAUAUUUAAUAAGUAUAGUGAUAAUAUAAUAUGAUAAGUGUGAAUAAGUAACGUGAUAAAUCAGGGUGAUUCAGCAGAUUUGAAGGUUAAGGAUGGUGGCAAAAAAUAUGAAUUCGAGAUAGGAAAAAUAUUCGUAAAGGUACGAAGUUGGAAGGGAAAGUGGAUUGUAAAUCGAAAAAGUCGAAAGCAAAUGGUGAGAGAGGGAAACGGGCCAAGGCUGUAUAUUACCGAAAUCGAGUAAUUUCCGGCCUCCAUUCCCGAUCAAGAACAUUGUCCCAAUGCUGAUUUCACGACGAAUUUAUCUCCAGCGGUUUAAAUCACGCGAUUUGAAGUAACGACGAUUCUACUUCGACAGCGGAUGUCGAACUUUUACCAUGGCUUCGGACGAUUCUUGUAGAAGCACGAAAGAACGCCUCCGCGCGGUGAGACGCGGCGGAAAUACGAGGUUGCUAUCGAUCAAGUGAAGAUUUUUCACGAAAAAUUUCCAUCGACGUGGCCUGGCGGAUGCGCCAUGUCGUCCUACGAGGGUCACGUUUACGAGCGGAAUCUUACUUGAAGACGCAGAGAGACGAGGGGAACAGGUUUGGGAACAGCUUUUUAAAUUACAAUGUCAACGCCCGCAACGGACCCGCUUCCGUCCACCGUUUCCGGGGAAUUGACGACCGCUCUUAUACCGACGGUUACCAAGAUCGAUACGCGGCUGGACGUCAGUCCCAUCUCGGUGGUUUUGGCAGUGUCGAUAGUCUGCAUUUUAUCACCGAUCACCGUCACCGGAAACUCCAUUAUCCUGGCCGCCUUCUAUAGGUACAAGAGACUGAGGACUGCGUCCAAUUACCUGCUAGUCUCUUUGGCCGUCAGCGACUUCGGGGUCGGUGUAUUCAUGCCCUUUGGGAUGCAGCUCGAGUUGUCCGGUCUGCCGGAAAAUGGCGUUUCCACGUUGUGCAUCGUGCCAUAUUGCAUCGUGAUUGCGCUAUGCAGCGUAAGCGUGCUGGUAACUGUGGCGAUUGCCGUCGACCGAUUAACGUCGCUUGCACAACCUCUCAGGUACAAGAACAUCAUCACUCACAGCAGCAUCGAGAAGUACAUCGCCGUGUUUUGGAUCUACGCGAUCGCUGUCGGCCUCUCGCCUUUGAUCUACGUGAAAAUAGUGGGCGUUCAAUUGCACGGUGGCAACUGCAGAUUCGGCGCAGCGGUUCUCCCACCAGUAAGGGUGUUCCUGGUGGUGGCAGUGUGGGCACCCAGUGCUCUCGUUCUUCUCGGUUGCUACAUGUACGUGUAUCUGGUGGCACGUGCACACGCACGUGCGAUUUAUACGGUAGAAUUGUCAUUCAGGCAUCAAACGCAGACCUUGGCAUUGCCGCGUUACGGCCAAACAUUGGCAGUCACGGUCGGCGCGUUUCUCAUUCUCUGGCUUCCCUUUCAAACUUGUAUGCUGCUAGAUAUUUUUUGCGGUACCAAGAUCCUCACCGAAUGGGCGGUCGUAUGGCUUGGUUUGCCUAUAAUGGCGCAUAGUGGCGUGAACCCAUGGAUUUAUGCUUUCCAUCAUGGUGAGAUGAGAGUUGCUGCAGGUAAAAUUACCGAAGAAUUGGUUGCUCUGUUUGGAGUGACGCCCAGCCGUUACGGUUGCUCCCCAAUGAGACGUGGUUCCAAUACGAAUAUGGAAUUAGCAGAGGUGAACAAUAGUAACGAAGGCAGAAGGCAUCCUGUCGAAGAUUGUUUUGCAGUGAAGCAAAACAGCACUCUGUAUACCAGCAGACGAUGUCUAGAUGUGUCUGGGAAACACACGGACAUCUCACCGGAAAGAAAUAUUGAUCACACUUCUUCGGAGAAUAGACAAGAAGAUAUCAUCGAGGAAAAUAUCCAUGAUCUCACGAUGAUGCUCGAUCUAAAGUAUAUCAUCGAUCGUAAUCACAUGAUCGACUCGAAUCACAACAUCGACAAGAUUAAAAACCUCAAAUAUUUGUUAGAUCCAACGUUCAACAAGAUCAGACAUCUGAGAAGAUUGAAUCACAAGAAGCUCGCUAGUAAAAACUUCUCGAAAGCAUCGGAACCAAAAUUCAUCUCGUAUCAAAAUUUAAAGAGCGAUGGCACGUUAAAUCCUAAAGUAUUGCAAAUGAAUACCAUGUCGGAUCCUAUGCUCAGUGCUGACAGUCCGACUAUACAUGUAAAAGAUUUCAACGUCGGCCUCAGUCCUAUUAACAACAAAAGAAGAAACUCGAAUCUCUGUUCUGUAUCGGAUCCAAAUAUUAAAGCAGCAAUAGGAAUCUCUUCCGAGGUGAAUCUUCGACUUCCAACCGAUGAAAACGUGAAUGAGGCUCAUAGAUAUUCUGUACAAAAUUUAGAUCAUAAUAGAUACGAUGGAGGAUUAGCUAAGCAUAUUAUGCUGUCUCGCCAAUUGGAGAAUCAAAAACGGUUCCAAAUCUAUCCGCGUCCACGGAUGAAGAUCAAUAAUUACGAUCGAAACAGUCCAAAUUUAAAUUUAAGGCUGCAAAACAGUUGUACAUCGCUAUCCAUACCGGAUAGUACCAGGUCGAGUUCAUUAGACAGUCCAAGACAAAGAAUGUCGCCAAAACAUAUGACAAUUACUUCCAAUAAACUAGCCAAUCUUGUUCAUCAAGAUCAUAUGACUUCGAGAAACUUGGAAUCCAGAACAGAUUCAAUUUCCAGAGUAUUACAAAUCCAAAGAAAUAUGGAAAUACUGAAACAUUCCGAAUCGAUCAAUACGAUAGAACCAAUGACACACGUCCGAUUGUUAGAACCUUAUAAAAUUAUGGAAACUCUUGCAGUACCUACGGUACAUUCGGAACCACCAAGUCCCAUAGAUCCACUUCCUCUUGCCUCUCUGCAAGAAGAGGACGUGAAAAAUACCGAAUCGAAGCCUUCCAUUAAUAUCGAUUAUUUGAAAUCUCCAAUGGGUAAUAGAAGAAGUCCAGUUAGACAUUCAGAUCCUGUGAUACCAUCCGUCUUGUUGAAUAUCGAAGAUUAUAGUGAAAAUCACAAAUCGAACAAAUCUAGUCACGAUAGUUCCUUCAAUAAUCUGGCAUCGUCAGAUCAAAUGGCAUCGAUAGAACCUAUAGAUCUGUUCGAGGCUUUGUUGAAAAAUUCGGAAAAGUGUCGAGAAGGAAGAUUACCAGAGCCAAUCUUCGCUGAACACGAUUCCACGAGAUUUAGUUCGAGAAGACCUUCGGAUUCGAAAUGGUCAGAAUCAUCGAGAAGUCAAGAAAUUCUAUCCAACGUAAUUACUGAACAUCAGACAUUUCCUUCAUCCUAUUCGGUGAACAAUUUUCAGGUUUGCAACAGCGGCAGUGACCUAAAUGAUCUGACAUCCCUGGAUCCAUUCAUGUGUCCAGAUGCACUAACAUCAUCGUUACGCGAAUCCUUUUUCAGCGCCCCAUCUGUACCUGAUUCAGAGAUUUUCACAUCGUUCGAAGAUGAAUCCAAUUUCACAUCAGACUCUGAAACACACAAUUUAUCCCCAUAUGAUUCCAAAUCAACGAUCAAUUUGAAAAAAUCAACGAUCGAGGCCGAUUUACAAAGCAAGUCUACAGAGUCUAUGUUUCGAAAUAGAUGCCUCUCGAUGAAAUCGUGCACGAUCUUACGAUUAGAACCCUCGUUACAUCGAAAUAGAUUACGUAUCAAACCUGGAGCGGAUUACAUUCUGAAAGAUAUGUCUAUUAAGAAUUCGCAUUUAGCUCCGCUUGCCACACCAACACCCACUGAAAUUUGUUCUCCUACAUUCGAACUUGUUUCAGAAAUAAAAAGUGACAAUGGUGUCGGCGUAAGAGUAUAGAUUUAUCGUAAAAGGGUAUAGAUUUAUCUUUUGAAUCAGUUGAUGAACAAAAUGAUUGUUCGUUUAUUUAGACUUUAGAUGGACAUUGUGAAAUAAAAUUAAA
This is a messenger RNA of Apis florea (little honeybee), 4098 nucleotides long. RefSeq lists its product as uncharacterized. Gene Ontology annotation, biological process: regulation of metabolic process; adenylate cyclase-activating G protein-coupled receptor signaling pathway. Gene Ontology annotation, molecular function: phosphatidylcholine binding; G protein-coupled receptor activity. Lineage: Eukaryota; Metazoa; Arthropoda; Insecta; Hymenoptera; Apidae. The record is from RefSeq and is a predicted model, not a curated record. Gene Ontology annotation, cellular component: plasma membrane.